Schistocerca americana (American grasshopper) is the source of this 2844-nucleotide messenger RNA. Its product is annotated as muscle M-line assembly protein unc-89-like. The transcript is spliced from 18 exons. NCBI's taxonomy places the organism in Eukaryota, Metazoa, Arthropoda, Insecta, Orthoptera, Acrididae. The record is from RefSeq and is a predicted model, not a curated record. The coding region runs from base 142 to 2844 and encodes 900 amino acids.
AGAGGCGGGCCGCGAGGAGGCGAGCCGGCGAGCGGCCGCUCAGCUCACAGACGCCUGCCGGCCCUCCCGAACAGCGCAGCCGUCUGUUCCGAGACACAGUGGUGGUAGUGUUCGCCGCUGCAGAAAGCCACCCCGGGCGGCAUGGGGGUGGCGGAGGACUUCGCCCCGAGCUUCACGCAGAAGCCGCAGCUACGGCAGGAGGAUGAGGGCAACCGGCUCAUCUUCGAGUGUCAGCUGCUGUCGUCCCCCAAGCCAGACAUAUGCUGGUUCAGGGGCGACACGCAGCUCGCAGAGGACCACAGAACCGUGAUGCGCACGCAGGCGCUCGGCUCCAACAAGUUCCUCGUCGUACUCGAACUCGACGAUGUCAUCGAGAGCGACGCAGGCCUCUACAAAGUCAAGGCCAAAAACAAGAUGGGGGAGGUGGCUGCGUCCAUCAACCUCAAUUUCAGCCCGAUCGAUGAACCACGAGAAAAGCAAAUAGAUGGCAUUGCCCCAACUUUUUCAAAGAAACCUGCAAUACGACAAGAAGAAGAUGGGAAGCGGCUUCUGUUUGAAUGUCGAAUUCAAGCUGAUCCCCGACCAACAGUAACAUGGUCUCACAGUGGUACUGUUGUGAAAGAAUCACCACGACACAGGCUGUCUGUUGAAAAGGAUGGUCAUUCCUACUUUGCAACACUUGAAAUUAAAAAUGUCACUGUUGAGGAUGCUGGCAAAUACAAAGUGACAGCUAAAAAUGAAUUAGGAGAGAGUAACGCAACAAUAAGCCUGAAUUUUGACAGCGAUGAAGCACCUGUACCUGAGGAUGGAAUCAAGCCAACCUUCACAGAGAGACCUGUAAUAACGCAGUCAGAAGAUGGUGCAAAAGUUACAUUCGAGUGCCGACUUGUAGGCGACCCAAAACCUACUAUAACAUGGUACCAUGGCAAGAAAAUGAUAAAGGAAGCUGGGAGAUAUAAGAUGUCUCUUGUACAAGAUCAGAAACUAUAUUAUUUAGCCAGGUUAGAAAUUAGUUCAGUGGAAACUGAAGAUGGUGGUGAAUACAAAGCUGUAGCAAAAAACAAACUUGGUGAAGGUACUGCUUCCAUAAAUUUGAAUUUUGAAGGAGGUGAUAAACCAAAGAUUCCUGAUGGAAAAGCUCCCCGUUUUCCAAAGAAACCAACAAUACGUCAAGAGGGCGAAGUGUUAGUCAUGGAAUGCAUAUUAGAAGCAAAUCCUGUUCCUGAGAUAACUUGGUACCAAGGUUCCAAGAUAAUUUCAGAUAGCAACCGUGUUCGCAUGUCUCGGAAAGCUACAGGCAAAGACACAUAUCUGUUGACACUAGAAAUUUCCGGUCCUACGAAGGAAGAUGGUGGGAACUAUCGGUGUAACGCCUUCAAUAAUUUUGGCGAGAGCAAUGCAAAUAUUGCAUUGAACUUCCAAGGUGGAGAUGAAGGUGGAUUUGCUCCUUCCUUCAUAGAAAAGCCAAGAAUUAUUCCAAAUGAAACUGGUACUCUCAUCACAAUGAGAUGUAAAUGUAAAGCAAAGCCAAAGCCUCAAGUUACUUGGUACCGUGGAACAACAGUUAUCAAAGAAUCAUCUAAAAUUAAGAUACGGACUGUUGAUAAAGAAGAAGAUACCUAUGAACUCACUCUGGAGAUUAAGGAUCCAACUGGACCAGAUGGUGGUAUUUAUCGGUGUCAUGUGAAAAAUGAAUUUGGUGAAAGUAAUGCCAACUUGAAUCUCAACAUAGAAGCAGAGCCUGAACCUGAAGGGGAUGGUCCAACUUUCAUUGAAAAACCACGUAUUGUCUCGGAACAAGGCGGAAAACUUGUCAUCAUGGAAUGUAAGGUCAAAGCAAACCCAAAACCAACAAUAGUAUGGUACAAAGAAGGAAAAGUUGUGAAAGAAUCUUCAAAAAUUUCAAUGAAGGUGGACCAGAAGGGUGACACAUACCACAUCAUUCUGGAAGUGAGGGAUCCUCAAUUGGAAGAUUCUGGGCUGUACAAAUGUAACAUAAAGAAUGACCUUGGAGAACUAAAUGCAAACCUGACACUCAACAUUGAAAUUGUUCCUGUUAUCAAGGAAAAGCCAAAGGUUAUUAAGAUAGUGAAAAAGAAGACUGUGAUUAUUGAAUGCACAGUGCAAUCAAAGUUUGCACCCAAGUGUACGUGGUUCAAGGAGAGAACAGCAGUCAAGGAAGACAACAGACGUUCUGUGCAUGUGGAGCAAGUGAAAGAGGGAGAAUUUUCUGUGAAACUGGAGAUUGCAUCGUGUUCAGAAUCAGACAAAGGUACUUACAAGUUGGUUGCAAGAAAUGAAAAGGGAGAGGCAACGUCACAGACUGUGGAAAUUAUUGACAUUCCAGUAGAGGAGGAGGAAAAGGGUCAACCACCAGAGUUUGCUCUUGGUCUCCGCUCUAUUAGCUCGGAAGAGGGAAAAUCUAUUGAAUUUGUUGCAAAGCUGGUUACUAUUGACAAGAAAGUGAAAGUUACGUGGUACAGGAACACGACAAUAAUCAGAGAAUCCUCUGAAAUCAGCACGAGCUUUGAUGGACAGUAUAUAAGAUUAUCAAUCUCAUCAUGUAAAAAAGAACAUUCCGGUUCAUACAAAGUAACUGUUGCCAAUGAAUAUGGAAAAGCAGACUCAUCAGCGGAUCUUAAAGUGAUAGAAAAGAAGAAAGUUGAAGAGAAGAAAAAAGAAGAGGAAAAGAAGGAAGAGAAGCGUGUGGAGAAGAAAGUUGAAGAGAAACCAGAACCAGAAAAGCAUUGUAAUAAGACACCACUAGCUGCUUUGUGGUAUGGGCAUCCACACUGCAUUACAUUUGACCUCCAAUAUUGGUACUGGGUAUGGGCUUACAUUUAA